Closterium sp. Yama58-4 is the source of this 2439-nucleotide messenger RNA. Lineage: Eukaryota; Viridiplantae; Streptophyta; Zygnematophyceae; Desmidiales; Closteriaceae. The record is from the annotation of a GenBank genome assembly.
AUGGACCUCGCCCCGCGAAUCGCGGCUAACGGCACAACGACCAAACCCGAAGAAAACGACGAGUACGGGGGAGUGGAGGAGGAGGAAGAGGAAGAGGAGGAGGAAGGGGGAGAAGCUGGUGAAGAGGGCGAAGAGGUGGAAGGGGAGGAAGGGGGAGGCGGGAACGCGGCAAGAAAGGGUUCAGCGCCUGUAAUGGUGUGGUCGGGGCGGGUGUUUGCGCUGCACGACGUGUAUGUGAACAACAAGGGGCAAGUGUUCAACGCCACUCACGUCUUCAACCCCAACGGCUGCUACGCCGAAGACAAGUUUCACUACGAGCCAGGCACGCGAGUGUCCUCCUACAACUCGCUGGUCAACCUGCUGGUGAUCGGCGGCACGCCCGGCGCGAGGGUGCCGUUCCACGAGAUCCUGGAGCUCGUGCCGCUCUUCCUGCCGCUCUCCCGCGUGCUCAAGAAGCACGGCAAGCCCGCCCUCGUCAUGCGCGGCAAGAAGCUGCCUCGAGUGGUGGGCAUCACCAUGGGUCGCAUGCUCUCCUUUGGGGAUGCCUCUCGCCUCCUCUUCGUGCGUACACUCAUCCAACCCACAUUCCAGCACUGUCAGCAGCCCAGCCCCUCCCUCUGGUCCAAGCUCCGCGCCUCCCACUUCCUGCAACCCCGCGGCCUGCCCCUCCUCAACCCUGACUGGUCCGAGCGCCUUCCCCCCACCUCCCCCAAGACCCGCUCUCCCCCCACCGCCAUACCCCCCUGGGAGACAAGUGGGGUGAAGGAGGUGAUAGUGCUGGAGCCACCAGCAGCAGUGCAGGUGAAGGGGUUUGCAGGAAUAGUGGCGGGGUUGAAGGGGAAGUUUGGCGCCGAGCAUGUGAGGCUGGUGGGGCGGUUCCAGAGGGAUGAUGCCCGCGAUUUGUUUCCCCGGGCCGCGCUUCUUGUCAGCGUCACGAGCCCGUUCCUCGUCAACCUCGCAUUCCUGCCGCCCCGCGCCGCCCUGCUGGAGCUCCGCCCGCCGCCCGCUGAGGUGGAUGCGGUCAUCGCUGACUCAGUCGCCAGCCUGGCAGCCGCUUGCCAGAUUCACCACCGCGUGAUCCGAGGAAUCUUCGUGGAAGGAGCAGCAGGUGGGGGAAAAGGAAAAGGGGCAGAGGAGGGUGCAGGGAAGGGUGUGGUGGAGUGGAGGAGCGGGGCAGUAGAGGCAGCAGCGAUGUUUCUAGCUCGAGUGGUGGGCAAGGCAUUAACGGCCGAUGAGAAAGUGGUAGAGGAGGCGGUUCUGACAGCUGCCGACCGGCGAAUGAGAGCUGCACAGCUGGCGCAGGCAUCCACCAGUAAAAAGCCGCUCAUUCCCGGCACGCAGAUCCAAUCUCUGCAGUCCGCCGCCCGCUUCCGGCGCUGGCUGCGGUGCGUGAGUCAGCGCGGGCGGUGGGCAUACAACGCCACGCCGCGUAUCCUCCCUUGGGAGUACCUGGGUACCAUGAACCUGUGCGAUCACCGGCACCAGGAGACAACCGGGGGGCUCGUGACGAAAAAAGCCGACAAGUAUGUGAUGGAGGGCGGCGCGUCGGGCGGCUGGAGCGUGCGCGAGUCGCUCAAAUACGAGUGGAGAACGCCGCCCGGAAAGUGCCCGAUUGGCCCGCUGAGGCAGUUUGAUGGGGAUAGGUUUUGCCGAAAAGCGGAGGGGCGGAAAGGCGGGCUGAACCUGCUGUUUCUGGGGGAUUCUCUGGCGCAUCAGAUGGUUGUCAGCUUCCUCAACGGCCUUCUCAGACACAUUCCCAAACCUGCCGUGUGGGCUGUCAAUGAAACGAUUCCCCAGGAGUGCUCUGAUUGGCUGGUGGAGCCCCCAAGGCAUGCCUACUGCCGAGUGUACACGUUCAAUGAGAGUGUUUGUCCCGGCCUCAAGGUUCAAUUCGUGAGGAAUGACCAUCUGUGGUUUACUUCGCCUGGAGAAGCCAAGUUUGACCACAUUCCGUGGCACUUGUACUCUGGGUUGAAGGAUGCUGAUGUGGUGGUGGUGAAUCGAGGCGCACAUUUCAUUGGAGGGAAGGAUUUCGAGAGGAGUGUGGCGGCUGCCCUGGGAUUUCUUCGCAAGAAGCUGCCCGACGCGCUGAUUAUCUGGAGGAAUACCCCACCCGGGCAUGCCAACUGCACGACGUACAUUGGGCCCAUCAAGAAGCGUCAAAAUCCGGAAAUUCUGCCAUUCCAUUGGGACAUGUUUACUCGUCAAAACAAUAUGGUUCGGGGCAUGAUGCAUGAUGUGGGAGCAGUGUACAUGGAUGUGGACACUGCUACAGCGUUGAGACCAGACUCGCAUAAAGGCUUUGUGGAAGAAAGGGGGAUCCUAGACUGCCUUCACUAUUGCACGCCUGGUCCGACAGAUAUGUGGGUGGAGCUCCUAGCUGAUAUUAUAUUGCGUGGAGUGUACGGGGAUGGGCUUGCUACCGUAAGCGUGAUGUGA